Glarea lozoyensis ATCC 20868 is the source of this 1860-nucleotide messenger RNA. RefSeq names its product PLP-dependent transferase. Gene Ontology annotation, molecular function: pyridoxal phosphate binding; transaminase activity. Lineage: Eukaryota; Fungi; Ascomycota; Leotiomycetes; Helotiales; Helotiaceae. Gene Ontology annotation, biological process: biosynthetic process. The record is from RefSeq and is a predicted model, not a curated record. The coding region runs from base 1 to 1860 and encodes 619 amino acids. The transcript is spliced from 3 exons.
AUGGCGGACGCAGAUUUCGAAUAUCUUCCUCGCGCUGAGGCAACACCGGAGGUAGAGAGUGGUGGAGCCAAAGCUCCUCUCGAUUUGAGCCAUCAUUUCUCCCGAGUCACCAAGAAUCGCAAGGAAAGCAGCAUCAAAUCUUUCUACAAGUAUUUCCAAAUUGCUGGAAUUGGUAAUCUAGCAGGCGGCCUUCCCAAUGCGGCAUUCUUCCCAUACGAUACGCUAGAAGCUCAAAUCGCACAACCAGAACGAUUCAAGCCAACACCGAAUGAUCCUGUUGAUCCGGGGAAGGUGGCAAAUAGGUUUGGGGGAUUGAGCUUGGGGAAAACCCAUCACGAUGUUACUGCUCCUUCACAUUUGACUGUGCCGCAUGCUUCGAGCGUCACGAACCCGCUGCAGAAGAUCGAUUUGACAUCCGCGUUGCAAUAUGGACUUGCUCAGGGAUAUCCGCCACUAUACUCUUUCCUACGACAGUUCACGAGGGAGAAUCUACAUCCAAACGUUCCCUAUGCUGGUGGGCCUGAGAUCAUCUUGACGGUGGGAAGUACCGACGGUCUUGCAAAGACAGUGGAGGCUCUCAGUAAUAUUUGGAGUGAGGAGCGGGAUUGGAUUCGGGAGAGGGAGGGUAUCCUUUGCGAAGAAUUUGCGUACAUGAAUGCGGUUCAGACUUGUAGGCCACGAGGGCUGAAUGUUGUGCCUGUGAAAAUCGAUUUCGAGGGUAUGCUCCCGGGUGGUAAGGGCGGUCUUGAGGAUGUGCUCGCAAAUUGGGAUGAGAGCAAGGGAAAGAGACCUCACUUGAUGUAUACCGUUACCAUUGGACAAAAUCCAACCAGUGGGACUCUAUCUGUAAAACGAAGGAAGGAGCUUUACGCUAUCUGCAGCAAAUACGAUGUCAUCAUCAUCGAGGAUGAUCCGUACUGGUAUCUUCAAUUCCCCUCUGCGGUUGGGAAGGAGGCAGAAGCUCGUGGUCUCGCAACCCCAAGGGCUGAAGAACCACAUAAAUUCGAAAACUCAUCUGGAUUUCCCUUCCUCGACAGCCUCGUCCCUUCCUAUUUGAACGUCGAUUAUGAUGGACGUGUUGUCCGCCUCGACACUUUCUCCAAGACUGUUGCACCUGGCUGCAGACUUGGCUGGAUUACAACCCAGCCCGCCAUUGUCGAGCGUAUCUUGCGCAUCACAGAAUCCUCAACUCAACAACCUUCUGGAUUCGUCCAGUCUAUGGUCGCCGAACUUCUGAUGGGCCCUCAACCAGCAGUCUCUGAGUUCGCCAAGAAGUCUAAGGCAGACCAACUCACCUUCACAGGAUGGAAAGUGGAUGGUUGGGUCAGAUGGCUUGCCGGUCUGAGAGGCCAAUACGAACGACGAAUGAACCGAAUGUGUGAUAUCCUAGAAAGCAACCGCUACCAACUGAAGCAAGGCACUCCAACCAAGUCAAGCGAGAGCGAUUGGGCUGUCAUAUCGAAAACCGAAAUGUACAAUUUUGACUGGCCUCGUGCUGGUAUGUUCGUCUGGAUACAGAUGUUCUUCGAUACUCAUCCAUUGGCCAAAGAGGUCGACGGGCCUACUCUUUCUCAGUCAUUCUGGGUGUUCCUUACACGAAAGCCAUAUUUGAUCCUUUUAGCUCCAGGAGCUAUCUUCAGCCCUACCCCAGAGAUUAUGGCCGAGAAGGGAUGGCAAUACUUCAGAGCAUGUUUCGCAGCUGUAUCUGAAGAAGAGAUCGAAAGAUGUUCUCAGGGAUUUGCGGACGGUGUGAAGGGAUUCUGGUUGAUCAAGGACAAAAAGGAUCUACCUAGCGUCGAAGAUGAUAUCGAAGCUGCGCAAGAAGGGUUGAUGGAUUUGGGUAUGAACAUGGCUUGUUAG